This is a messenger RNA of Oncorhynchus keta (chum salmon), 3932 nucleotides long. RefSeq names its product zinc finger and SCAN domain-containing protein 2-like. Gene Ontology annotation, molecular function: RNA polymerase II transcription regulatory region sequence-specific DNA binding; DNA-binding transcription factor activity, RNA polymerase II-specific. The record is from RefSeq and is a predicted model, not a curated record. Gene Ontology annotation, biological process: regulation of transcription by RNA polymerase II. Bases 156 to 2783 code for a protein of 875 amino acids. Lineage: Eukaryota; Metazoa; Chordata; Actinopteri; Salmoniformes; Salmonidae. Gene Ontology annotation, cellular component: nucleus. The transcript is spliced from 9 exons.
CCGUUCCCACCCGGAAGUAGCUAAAUACUCGAGGACACGUUUUUUCUUUCUGUUUUGUUCAUGCAUUUUAGAACAACAUCUAAUAAUAAUACUGCGGUUUUAAACAGUUUUCAGCAUUGAUACAGUCAUUUAGCAGACUUAUAACACAGCAAACGAUGGAUGCUAUGGAUUACCCCCUCCUUUUCUCCUCCCUGCGCCUUUUGGUCCCACCUCUACGGCUAUUGUCUGCAUGUAUGUGGCAGGUAGCGCAUCAGAGGGCCAUCAAGCACUAUGGAAAGUUAGAGGAGUUUGUGACAGUGGUUACACAAACUGUCCCAGAACUUAUAACUGACAGACAGAGGACAUUACUUCUUCUGGCAUUAAGGGCAAGGGUAACUCUUCAGCUGUUUCAAGGUGAGCAUCCAGAAGACCUCAACAAAAUUAAGAUCCAUCUUGACAGAUUCUCAUCCUGUGGUCUUUCACAGAAUAAUGAUGCACAGAUGCAUGAGUUGGAAGAGAACUUCCUCAAGCUCACCAAAAACCUUCUUGAAGACCCAGUCGAGAGGAUCCAAUUCUUCAAGGCAGAUUUCCCUGUGGUGUAUGGCUGUGAUUUUGACAGAGCUUUGCAAGCACUUGUUUCUCAGUUCCUCUCCAGACUAGAAGAUCUGCUACCAGUGCCAGACCGUAAGCAGACUGCAUCCUGGCUCAGCGCUGUACCCUCUGCCUUGGAUGAGUGUCUGCAGUCUCUUUCUCACACAGAGGACCUGCAAUACCUGCUUCAGCACCACACAUGCUGUGGAAAGUUAGACAAACCAUUUCCCUCCUCGGCAGAAGACUGCAUCCUCGCUUCACUGUCCCUCCCUACCACAGUGGGAGUGGCAUAUACCUUUGACAGCAAAUUAGAUGUCUUGCUUAACUUGGAAGGCUCUACCCAUGUAAGCAGAGAGAUGGAAACUUUGUCAGACAGCAGAGAUUAUCAACAGGCAGAAUCAAGAGCAUGUUUAGAUGGAAACCAGAACAUUAAAGAAGACCGAGUGUCUACCAUGGGUAGCGAUGAUGAUGAAUGCACAGACAGAGGUGUGGAGGAGGAGAAUGAAAACACAAGUGCUGUGGGAAGGGUUAUUUCCGAAGCAAAGGACCAGAGGAGAUGUGAAGGGGCUGUUGGGGACCUGUGCGCUGCUGGAGCACCAGACCUCGCAGCCAACUCUCCAAUGGUCACCUCCAGUGUGGCUCAAAAACCCUCCAUAUUUCCCGCCCAACUUGCACUCAAAAUCAAAGGGGACCACAGAGUCAAUUCCUCCAAGAGAUCUAGAAAGAGCCCAGAAGGGAGGAUGGCUGAGUCCAGUGUGAACUCUGAUACACCUCUGCUUGAAUCCUCACAGGAAACGACUGGUGCUGAAGAAUCAAGACCAUUUUCUACAGACCAUGAUGACACAGAAGAGGAAAACAACGAACCUGCUUCAGGGGAGUCUACUCGGCUGUCUAGCUGCGCUCAACCACCACCUAGUGACGUAUCGCCAUCCUCGGAGACCCUAUCAAAAGCAUUGUCCACUGCACGGCGUAUUGCCAACAAGUGCUCCCAGUGUGGAAGGUGUUUUAUCUAUCCAUCUCAACUGGUUCAGCAUCAGCGAAUUCACACUGGAGAUCGACCCUACAAAUGCACCCAGUGCGGAAAGACUUUCAGUAAUUCAACUGGGCUUUCAAAACACCACCAAAAACACUGUCUAGACGCGACCUUCGAUUGCCCCAAGUGCGGAGAGAGUUUCAGAUCUCUCCGCGAGCGGUUCAAACACUUAUCUACUCACAAGUCCCUCAAAUGUCUGUUGUGUGGAAAGAGUUGCCAGACGACUUCUGAUUUGCGAAAGCACCAGCAAACACAUAGUGUGACGCCGUCGUUCAACUGCUCUCUCUGUGAAAAACGUUUCAAGUUCCUGUCAAGCCUAACCAGGCACAACAGGACCCAUUCAGUGGAGGGGGGGUAUGCUUGUUCCAAGUGUGGGAAAACAUUUGGCUCUUUAAGUGAACGGCUCCAACAUAAGAGGACACAUAGGGCACAGCUCAACUGUACGGAUUGCGGACGGAGUUGCAGUUCCCGCUCCGAACUAAAGAGUCACCAGCAAACUCACUCUCGUGAACCUCUCUUCAACUGUCGACACUGUGAAGACAAAUUCUUUGGGUCAGUUGAGCUGAAGAUCCACCAAAAAACUCAUGCAGUGGACAAACCCCAUCAGUGUGAUGCAUGUGGAAAGUGCUUUGGUGCCUUAGCCACACUUGUACUCCACCAACGGACACACACGGGGGAGAAACCCCACACAUGUCCUCGUUGUAAUAAGCAGUAUAUCUCCAAAAGUCAGUUGACUUCACACAUGCGGACUCACACGGGCGAGCGUCCAUACAGCUGCUCUUACUGUGGGAAGUGUUUCUCUCAGUUGGCUAAUCUUACUGUGCACACAAGGAUUCACACGGGGGAGAGACCUCACAUCUGCUCUCGGUGCAAGAAAGGGUUUUGCUCAGUCGGUGACCUGCAGAAGCAUGAGCGCUCUCACACCAAAGAGAAACCUUACAGGUGCACAGUUUGUGGAAAGGCCUUCACAGUGUCAAGUCAUUUGACGGUUCACAUACGCAGUCACACAGGAGAGCGCCCCUACACCUGCCCUGAGUGUGGAAAGAGUUUUGCGCAGAGCUCUGUCUUAACUAAACAUCAAUUCACCCAUACAGGAGAGAGGCCAUACCCAUGCCAUCACUGUGUAAAAAGUUACACCCGUCUCACACACUUGAAGAGACACCUACAAACACACACUUGAGAGUGUCCGGUGUGUUUUCCUGUUUUGGUUUCUUUCUGAAAAGCGUUACCAUGGAUUGCUGUUCCACUGUCUGUCAGUGUGUUAUGCUGAAUAACAUCAAUGUAUAACUGAAAACCAUGCUCACCAUGCCUUUUUGUGAAACUGUAGUUUGUGUACAUUACUGCCAACAUGGAUGGAAAAUAAACAUUUCAAAAUAUAAAAUAACCUCUUUCAGGUUAUAGUAUGUGUCAUAUAAAUGAGCCAUUUUUUGAUACUUUCAAGCUUGGGCCUGCUUCUCUCUGGACGUUUGGGCCUGCUUCUCUCUGGACGUUUGGGCCUGCUUCUCUCUGGACGUUUGGGCCUGCUUCUCUCUGGACGUUUGGGCCUGCUUCUCUCUGGACGUUUGGGCCUGCUUCUCUCUGGACGUUUGGGCCUGCUUCUCUCUGGACGUUUGGGCCUGCUUCUCUCUGGACGUUUGGGCCUGCUUCUCUCUGGACGUUUGGGCCUGCUUCUCUCUGGACGUUUGGGCCUGCUUCUCUCUGGACGUUUGGGCCUGCUUCUCUCUGGACGUUUGGGCCUGCUUCUCUCUGGACGUUUGGGCCUGCUUCUCUCUGGACGUUUGGGCCUGCUUCUCCCUGGACGUUUGGGCCUGCUUCUCCCUGGACGUUUGGGCCUGCUUCUCCCUGGACGUUUGGGCCUGCUUCUCCCUGGACGUUUGGGCCUGCUUCUCCCUGGAAGUUUGUGGUUUGAGUCAGUUUAUUUUGAAUGUAACAAAUGUCAGCAUAAAAACCAAUACAAAAACUGAGAAGACAAUAUUUGGUGUAAUUAUGGUCAUGUGCCUGCAGGGCCACUUUCAGUUGCCAAACUUUGCAGCGUUCGGGUUUCUUAUUUUUUCUCAUUUUAUUCAACUGUUACCAUGCACCUGCAAAAAUGUUAGCUCAGAUGUGCGAGUGCCUUUUGAAUUUGAACCACUAGGUAGCCUAGUGGUUAGAGCGUUGGACUAGUAACCGAAAGGUUGCAAGUUCAAAUCCCCGAGCUGACAAGGUACAAAUCUGUCGUUCUGCACCUGAACAGGCAGUUAACCCACUGUUCCUAGGCCGUCAUUGAAAAAAAAAAUGUGUUCUUAACUGACUUGUCUGGUAAAAAAAUUAAAUAAAAAAUAUUGUUUCA